Ceutorhynchus assimilis (cabbage seed weevil) is the source of this 825-nucleotide messenger RNA. The record is from the annotation of a GenBank genome assembly. NCBI's taxonomy places the organism in Eukaryota, Metazoa, Arthropoda, Insecta, Coleoptera, Curculionidae.
AUGGAUAUUCAGCAGAAAUAUUUCGUUCAGUAUAUGAUAAAAAAUGGUACAGUUCCAGUGCAGAAGGCUUUAGCUAUUUGUCAAAAAAUUCCACAAGGGUCCAUUCAAGACCUAGUCCAAUUAAAGUACUCAAUAAUAGUCAUAAACAGAGAAAUAUCCAAACAAUAUUUCAAAAUAGCAAACACGACUUGCGAAGUAACCGGCCAAGAUCUUUUCAUUUGGGCCAACACAAAAAACGACAACAUCUCAAAGUUGCAAAUCACAUUCAAGGCCAUCGAACUAGAGUAUUUCCAUGCCAUUCUACAAGAAAUUCUCAACUCUGAGGAUUACAGAUUGAAAUAUAUCGUUGUGGUCAAUAUCACUUCGACCCUCACUGCAUCUUUUACAAGGGUUAAUGGACAAACACUGCUGACAAAAUGGAUAAAGUCUGGCUAUUUUAUCAAGAACGGAGAAUAUGUUCAUUUAGGCCCAAGGCUUAUUUUAGAAUUCACCUCUUAUCUGAUGACCCACAGGCCAGAUCAAACUUGCAAAUUAUGCUCGGAGUUGGUAUUCACUGGCAAAAAAUGUGGAUCAUGUGGUCGAUUACUGCAUACACAUUGCUUGCAGAAGUAUUUGACUAACCAAAGUACUUGUCCCGUUUGUAAGGAACUUUGGCAGGAUGUACCUAAUGAAACUUUGAUGCCACACACGCAGAAUAAUGUUAAUGAGGAGGAUACUGAUGAUCAAUAUGAUGAAUCUAGCGAGGAAUCUACUCCAAUGGAUAGUCAAUAUGAUGAGCCUAUUGCAGGACCUUCUCAGGGGAAAGGUUCAAGGAGGAUAAUAUAA